UAUCGGCCGGUCCUCAUCAUCUCUUCCUCCUCCUCUUCCUCCUUUCCUGCACUCUCCCAAUCGGUCUCAAUCAGCCUUCAUGGUUCUGAUCUCACCCCACGCCAUGCAAGCCACCCGGGCGCCCACCACCGUCAGUGUGUUUGCGGACUGCAGCAUCCCGGCCGGGCUCCGGAUAGGACCGGCACUGGGCAUCUUCAAACUCGGGAAGUACGUGUCAGAUCGCAAGGAAGUUGGACCUAAGAAGAAGGUUCGCUUGGUUCGCGGGGAGUUCGUGGAUGAAUCGGGCAGUCCCGUGCCAGACUGGAUCGGACAGAUCCGCGCAGCCAGGAACAGCCAAGAGCAGAACCUGGAGGCGGUUUCAGAGCUACCUGGAGGACAGAUCUUCUACCGCGUGCUGAGAGAAAUCCCUUCAGGAGAGGAACUCAGUGUUUGGUACUCCAACGCUCUGGCCCAGUGGUACGACAUCCCGACCACUGCCACUCCUACGCACGACGAAAAAGGUGAGGAGCGUUACAUCUGCUGGUACUGCUGGCGAAUCUUCAAAUACCCCAACACACUCAAGGCCCACGUCCAUUUCCACUGCGCCUUAAGCAACGGGCGGGGUUUUGUGAGCAGCGAGCAGGCGAGAGGUACGGAGACCUUCAGCAGGUCGCCAAAGUCUGGAGACAUUCCCAACACUUCCAUCUCCCCGAGGAGCAGCCACAGUAACUCCUCAAUCCCAGAAUCUAGCAGGCGGGCUGUGUCCUCAUCGUUUCUGCAAAAAGUUGGUCUGUCUAAGAAAAGCAGCACAGAGGAGCAGGACAGGGCCCUCGAUAUGAGCGUUACCUCAGCCAGAAACCAAGGACACAUCCUCGGCCUCGGGGCCACAUCCUCAAUGCUGAGCAGCAUGGGCUUCCACCCGGGUGUGCGCUCUGCCUUCAAACCCACUGGAGUCUCCAAAGUCCCGGGCGCGGACGCCUCCAGAGAGGAAGCAGACGCGAAGCUGGGCAACUUGGGGUUCGGAAAGCUCAUUGGAAACAUGAAACCGAUCCGCAAUGUAGGCGAGACUCUUAACGGAGCAGGCAGCCACCCUCCCAAGGGCACACCUGCAAUCAUGGACUCCUCAUCUCAAAUGGUGCCAUGCACAAACGCCAUCCGGGGUUUUCCGCUACUGCCUCACGUAGAGGAGACGUCAGCUUUUAAGCACGUAGAGAGUCGGAUGCACCCCGGCCUGUCCCCGUCUCGCUACCCCCAGAUGCCCCCUGGACUGCAUUUUGAGAGGUUCUCUCUCCCUCACUUUGAUGGGGUCAAGACAUAUGGUGGAGACUGCAACAUCCCUCUCAUGCCCCUGACAGUGUAUAACGGGGAGCUUCUGUACAGCUCGCCAUACUAUCCUCUCAAAUUCCACUUUAGCAACCUCCUCAAGUAUCCGGAGUCCAUGUCCUACUUUGGUGCGCCCUCACUGAACCAUGACCUGGGCUCAAUCGCCAACAUCGACCGGGAGAUCGCCAUGCACACGCAACAGCUAUCUGAAAUCGCAGCGGAGAAGAACCGGACGAGGCUGGACUCAAUGCCCGCAGGAACCGCCAGCAACUCGGGGUCAGGCAAGCCGAAAAAGGGACACCUGUGUCUGUACUGCGGCAAGCUGUACUCUAGGAAGUACGGCCUGAAAAUCCACAUGAGGACUCAUACAGGUUACAAGCCACUCAAGUGCAAAGUGUGCUUCAGGCCCUUUGGAGACCCCAGCAACCUGAACAAGCACAUCCGGCUCCACGCGGAGGGAAACACCCCGUACAGGUGCGAAUUCUGCGGCAAGGUGCUGGUGCGCAGGCGCGACCUGGAGCGGCAUGUGAAGUCCAGACACCCCGGGCAGAGCGUGAAGAAACUGGAGGAGAAACCGGGAGGCCUGUUUGAGGACGCCGAGCAAAAGAGCGACAAUGACAGUGACGUGGACGUGUGCUUUACCGACGACCAGAGCGACCAGGAGGAGUCGAGCAAAAACACUGACUGAGAUGCGUUCAGGGCCAGAGACACUGAUCAGUGACUUUAACUUAUGUACACAAUGUCAUUUAGUCUUGUCCUGAAUCUUGAUUAUUAUUUUUUUACCCAAAGGCGCCACAUCUUCUAAUCUUUGACUUUGACUGUUUGGAGUCUCAUCAUUAUACUUGAGAGAAAAAACGCAUAUUUAUUUUUUUAUUCACAGUUUACUGGCAUGUAACAUGUUCUAUGUCAUAGCCCUUGGACAACGCAACAAUUUCUCUUUGCUGUGCCAUAUAACCUGUGGCCUAGGGUUCUUAGGUUCUGCGUAAAACACAGUCUGCCAGUGGUGCUGCAGACAUUUUCGUUUGUUUCAAAUGACAAAAAUAUUUUUUCUUUAUUUUUUCUUUAUGCAAUUGGUUAAAUGUCUUUUGCUCCGUCGAAAAAAACAGCACACAAAACAAAAACAGAGAUCCGACAUCAGUUAGACAUUUCCAGUCGCUUUAAGAAGAAGCUGAAGAGACAAAUCAAGGCUGAAUAUGAGACUAAAUGACUAUUUAAGUUAGAUAUCAUUUAAUUUUUUCUGUGUAAAAUAAAUGAACAUUUUUGUUUUUUGUCGACCCUUGAGAAAGGAAAUAUGGGUUAUCUAAAGGCAUAAUCCAAAAAUUAAAAAUGAAGCACUACAUUCCAUCACUCUGGUAUGGACGAAAUGGGAGCUGCAAAAAUAUGAUUAUUUUAAUUUUUACUGUGGAACAAAAUUCCCACAUCCCCUUCUAAACUGUCAGUUGCACUUUAAAAAUAGCAAUGGGCAUUUCAGUUCACCAAAACCGAUGCAUAUUGAUUCCAGUUUAUGUUCAUGACUUUAUUCAUGGAUCUCUGCAGCCUCAUUAAUAACACACUGUACUUAAAUUUGCACUUUCUUGCCGAGGCUUGCUGCUCUGAGAGAGGCAGCAGCAGCAGCAGCACAGUUUUAUUUAAGGAAUUAUUUCUACAGAAAGGAAAUUGUAUGGAUUGCAGUUAUAGCCUAUGUAAAGAAGUGUAAAGUAUGAUAUUUCACAUUUCAGUGGAGAAGUGUUGUAUACGUUUGUUUAUAAGU
Molecule: messenger RNA, 3052 nt
Organism: Eleginops maclovinus (Patagonian blennie)
Lineage: Eukaryota; Metazoa; Chordata; Actinopteri; Perciformes; Eleginopidae
Gene: prdm13
Product: PR domain containing 13
Exons: 4
Coding region: 80-1990 (636 amino acids)
Biological process (GO): regulation of gene expression
Cellular component (GO): nucleus
Molecular function (GO): protein binding
Source: RefSeq, a predicted model, not a curated record